AUAAAUGUAAUUCCUUCGCGUCGCAUCGUCAGACUUUUAUUUAAUGGAAUAUCUGUUUUCAUUUAAAACUGCUACAAAUACGUGAAAAAAUGACAGAGAAUGUAGAGCAUUAUCGCAAUCAAAUAGCUUUAGCUCGGACAGAAAUAAAGAAUUUGAGGCAGCAACUCUCCUCCUUGAAACACGAGCAUCUUAAGGAGAUUAAAGCGAUUAAAGAAGCUCUGAGUGAAUUACGAUGUGCAAAUUGUGCUGAGUCAGCUACAACGGUUCAAAGAGAUGUCAUAGAGCAGCCAUCUUCUUCGGUAGAAGUAGAUGGUGGCAUUGCAUACCGGGCCAUUGGGGUGAUUGAGACUUCUUUUCAGAACAAGCGGGGGGUGCCGCGGCAGCCGUCGGUGCUGGCGAAGGCCCGGGGAGCGGUGGUCAUUGAUCCCAGCAUUUUUAACAAUCCGGAACAUGCUUUGAGUGGGUUGGAAGAGUUUUCACAUAUGUGGAUAAUAUUCCACUUCCAUGCAACAGAGAGCAGCAGCGUGCCAGCAAAGGUGUCUCCACCCCGCCUGGGCGGUGAGCGGCGUGGGGUGUUCUCCACACGGUCGCCGCACAGGCCCUGCCCCAUUGGGCUGUCACUUGUCAAGAUAGAGAGCAUUGAAGGCAACCGAAUCUAUUUCUUCGGAGUGGACAUGGUGAACGGCACUCCAGUUCUCGACAUCAAACCAUACAUUCCGCAGUACGACUACCCUGUCUUCGAAACACCUAUGUCCUCUCUAGUUCGGCCACCGACGGAAGGGACGAGUGAUGGGCUAGAUGUCGCUAACUUGCAGCUAGAUGACAGCUAUGAUGCGAGAAGCCUCAGCCCACGGCAAACGAAUCCGGUCGGCGACACCAGCCCGGCCGCCCUCCCCCCCACCGCGCCGUCCCCCGACUCCCCCUCCUCCACGGAGCUGCUGGCCCACAGCCUGCGCUCUCCCACACGGCGCCCGGACACAGAGCGCGGCGCGCCCGACGGACAAGAGCGCUUCACCCCCCCUCAGUCCGCCCAACUCCUCAACUUGACCCACGACGGCAUCAGAGUAGCCCCCUGGAUCGACAACCCCCCCACGCAAACAUACGACGUCCGAUUCACUGACGACGCCCUGACGAGGCUAGUCGAACUGAUCGGCGACCGAGCGCAAGCCUUCAAAAACAACUUAAUCGGUCUCCUCUCCGAAGACCCGAGAUCCAACUAUGUUAGAACCAGAUACCCGGACCACGAGUAUAACUGUGUGUUAGAGGAUUUGUCGAUCAGCUGUGUCUUCGACGUGGCGUCGGCGGUGUGCACUAUUAUCGCUGUGCGGAACGCUGAUGAUCUACAGAAUUAGAUUUGCCUAAUGUUUAAAUCUCAAUAAUUUAUUUUAUGCGAGCACAAUUAUAAUUUGUUGGCA
Leguminivora glycinivorella is the source of this 1415-nucleotide messenger RNA. Its product is annotated as tRNA (adenine(37)-N6)-methyltransferase. The transcript has 6 exons. Lineage: Eukaryota; Metazoa; Arthropoda; Insecta; Lepidoptera; Tortricidae. The record is from RefSeq and is a predicted model, not a curated record. Bases 90 to 1352 code for a protein of 420 amino acids.